GGCCGCAGGUGUGACCUUCCCAACAUGGCGGCGGCCGGGCGUGACUGAGGGCGGGCCCUGGAGGCGCCCAGACCAAUGGCAAACCGCGAGAGGCGCGGGGGCGGGGAAGACGACGGCCGCAUGCCCAACCCGGGGCUCGGGAGGUGGCUGAGGAGUGAAUUUUCUGGAAGGCGACUUUAAAGGCGCCAGGCCGGAGCGAAGGGCGUUUUGGUGUCGCCGCCGCCCGGGCCUGGGAGGGGGCGCGUUAGUGGGAGGAAGUCAGCUACGCCGAGGUUGCUGCGGAACCAGCUGGUGACCCGGCGGGAUGAACCACAAGAGUAAGAAGCGGAUCCGCGAGGCCAAGCGGAGUGCGCGGCCGGAGCUCAAAGACUCCCUGGACUGGACGCGGCACAACUAUUACGAGAGCUUCUCGCUGAACCCGGCGGCCGUGGUGGACAACGUGGAACGGGCAGAUGCUUUACAGCUGUCUGUGGAAGAAUUUGUGGAGCGAUAUGAAAGGCCUUACAAACCAGUAGUUCUGCUCAAUGCCCAAGAGGGCUGGUCUGCACAGGAGAAGUGGACUCUGGAACGCCUAAAAAGGAAAUACCGGAACCAGAAGUUCAAGUGUGGUGAGGAUAACGAUGGCUACUCAGUGAAGAUGAAGAUGAAAUACUACAUUGAGUACAUGGAGAGUACUCGAGAUGACAGUCCCCUUUACAUCUUUGAUAGCAGCUAUGGUGAACACCCCAAAAGAAGGAAACUUUUGGAAGACUACAAGGUGCCCAAGUUUUUCACUGAUGACCUUUUCCAAUAUGCAGGGGAGAAACGGAGGCCCCCUUACAGGUGGUUUGUAAUGGGGCCACCACGCUCUGGAACUGGGAUUCACAUCGACCCACUGGGAACCAGCGCCUGGAAUGCUUUAGUUCAGGGCCACAAGCGCUGGUGCCUGUUCCCAACAAGCACUCCCAGGGAGCUCAUUAAGGUGACACGUGAAGAAGGAGGGAACCAGCAGGACGAAGCUAUUACCUGGUUUAACGUGAUUUAUCCCCGGACACAGCUUCCAACGUGGCCACCUGAAUUCAAACCCUUGGAAAUCCUGCAGAAACCAGGAGAGACUGUCUUUGUACCAGGAGGCUGGUGGCAUGUUGUCCUCAAUCUUGACACUACUAUUGCCAUCACGCAGAAUUUUGCCAGCAGCACCAACUUCCCUGUUGUAUGGCACAAGACGGUAAGAGGGAGACCAAAGUUAUCAAGGAAAUGGUAUAGAACAGAUACAGCACGGGCAGCGGCAGUGCAAGCCACCCUCAGCCACCCCGUGCCACUGUGUCCCAACCCUGACCUGGAGGGACCAGCUCUCGGGGUAAGAGAGGGAUUCUGGCUUGUUCAGUGCUCAGCCUCCCUGCUGAGAGGGCCAGCAAGGGUGGUGGCUUCUGUUCUCCCUGAACUCUCUUGGGCAUUUGAGGCCCACUCACCUGGCCCCAUAGGUAUUGUGUGCUGAUUUGGUCACUCCAAAGGCCUCACCAUACCAGGUCUUUGUCACUGGUUAUGACAGAUGCCAGGUUAAGUUCCUGAAGGGGAGGGCUGCUCUUAAAGUCCAGUUCAGUUUUACCUUCCAAGUGAAGGGGGCUGUCUGUUAUUUGACACCUCUUAUUUCUUACAAGCCUGAUUGUUUCUACUCCUAUAGUUAGAAUCUAGCCAAACCCAACUCCAAUUAUGUGCUGGAAAGGAAAGGUUUUUGUUUUUCUUUUUUAAUCAGCUAGGAAAAGGAACUAUUUCUCCCAAGGGAAAAAGACUAAGCCUAACUCAAGGUAACGGUACGGCUGGCUCAUUUGUGCAGGUGUUAGUAAUUGCAUGUAGCUAGUGUGUUGUUUUCUUGUAGCUAGUGUGUUGUUUUCUUUGCAGAAAACACAUGCAGCAUAGUGGGGAUUUUGUAAACCCCUCAGGGUUUACGUGUCCUAACCACUAUAUAGUACCCAUUCUGAAUUGAUACACCUGGUAUUUCUAGGUGUUUCUAAGAGAUACAGGUCUCAACUUUUGUGUGUGAAUCCUCGUGUGUGGGUCUGGCUGCCUGUUACCUAACUAAGAGUAUUUUUUGCCUCCCAGGAUCUUGAAGCAAGAGCACCCUGAGUUGGCAGUUCUGGCAGACUCAGUUGACCUUCAGGAGU
This is a messenger RNA of Otolemur garnettii (small-eared galago), 2144 nucleotides long. It is a transcript of the gene JMJD6, whose product is annotated as arginine demethylase and lysine hydroxylase. The transcript is spliced from 5 exons. Lineage: Eukaryota; Metazoa; Chordata; Mammalia; Primates; Galagidae. Gene Ontology annotation, biological process: phagocytosis. Gene Ontology annotation, molecular function: P-TEFb complex binding; histone H4R3 demethylase activity. The record is from RefSeq and is a predicted model, not a curated record. The coding region runs from base 305 to 1477 and encodes 390 amino acids. Gene Ontology annotation, cellular component: nucleus; cytoplasm.